AUGCAAAGUGAACUUUCAGGUUCAAUAAAGGACAUAAAGUUUCCAAAGAAAACUCUUUUCAAGAUGAGAAACCAGGUUAUCAAGCAACGUGAAGAGGCCCUUCAGUAAUUUAUGAAUGCAUUGUGCAAUAGCGAGCCAAAAUACAAUCUCUUUAUCAUUCAAAAUGACUAGUUUUGUGAAUUCAUCAAAAUCGAUGAAGACAUAAGAAAUCUACUGAUUGAGUAAUAUAUUAGUACCGAGAAGACCCUAUCAGGGUUGAGAUUACGCGGAACUUUCGUCAGCAGGUCAAGGUCGAAUUUAAACUCUUUAGUCUAACCGAGUUCACCAGCAAUUCAACAUCAAUCAAUCAGAUAAUCCUUCUAAGUGACCAAAGAGUCUAAUUUUGAGUAAACUGUAUUUGAUUUCCUGUUCUUGCUUAACCAAAAUAAUGAAGAGAAAGAAAACAUUGUGAAACAGAGAGGAAUACUUCACUUCAUCGGUAAUAUUGAAACUCAUCCAAUUAUGUCCAAAGCAUGCCUCUGCUUGGUGAAUAAGUUGCUCAACUAUCAGCAAAAUAAACAUGCUGAAAAGUAUAAUAAAAUAUUUGCCAGAACUGAAACUGGCCUAAUUAGAGCAAUGAAGUUAGAAAUUCACAUGAAAGAGAGAAAUAAAUUAGUAACAAACUAGCAGGUUAUGCUAAUUUUAGAUUCUUACUUAAAAUCUAACCCUAGGGUAAAGGAUAUUAGGUUAUUACUAGGAGAUCAGGAGGCUUGCGAUUUGUUUAGCAAAUGGUAUACUGUUAGGAAAAACUAUAAGGAUAUGAAUCUAUGUGAACCAAAAAAUAUUAAGAGAUCUAAAUAAAGCUUCAGAAAGUCAAAAUCCUCUUAUGUUUCAGGGAUCUCAGAUGAGGAUACCACUCAUCAAGGCACUUUAAAUCAUAAGAGAAUCUAAGGGACUGUUGGCACUAUGGGUGUGUGUGAGGAGGAUCCACUUGAGAAUUUCUCUGACUAAUUUACAUAGUUAGAGGAUAGAGAGUCAAUUGGUAAAAGACAAAAUGAUAAACUCAAAGAAAUCAAAAGAUCUAUGUCAAAGGAUAACAAUCAGGAGUGGAUUUUUAGUCAUAUUAUUGAUAAUGACAUUAAGGUUUUCACCAAUGAAAGGCAAUAAGAAUUAUUAGAGUUCCAAACUCAAAUAGAAUAUGAUAAUAUGUCCUUAGAUCUUUAGCAAAUCAGUUUCAUUGUGUAGAUCUUAGAAUCUGAAUAACUGAAAUUCAUCCCCGAAGGCGACUCUGACAACUGCGAAGAAAAUACAAUCUACUAUAUUCACUUUAAUGAUGAACCUUUGAUGAGGGUUAAUAUCCAGAUCAAAGACUAACUUCAGUCAAUUUUUGUUCAAAUUUCCCAGAUUGACAAAAAUAAUUAAAGUAAAAUAUUUCUCUUGAAACAUUUUUUAGUAUUAAGCGAUUACAUUAUCAUCCUAUUUAGUCACUCAGAACAGUCAAGUCAUGAUAAUUUGACAUGUAUCCAAGAAAGAUACUAGCUCGUGAGUCAAAUGCAUGUAGUCGACGAGGAAAUUGAGCAAGAAGAUGAGGAAGAAAAGCAUCCAUAGGUUUCAGAGAGUAAACACUGCUAAAACCAUCAAAAUAGUAGUAGCAAAAGCCAUCAGCUUUCUGAGCCCAUGAUGCAAUCAAGCGACUCAAGAGAUCAAAUAAACUUGCCAUAUUCCUCCAGUGGAGGAUGUGCAAACAGCUCUUAAUAGAAAUUAGUGAAUGUCAGAAUGAUUGUUGAAAUCAGCGAUGAAAACAUCAAGUAGCAAUUGUCAAGCAACUCACGAACCAGACUAUUCUUUGAUAAGUUGAGAGGUGAUCAAAACAGUUUGGAAUAGAGAUGCUCCAACUUAAAGAAAAAAAUCUAUAAGAUGUAUCCAAACAAUAAAUCUCUCAUCUACAUUCAAACUAACGACUCAAUACUGAAGCAAAUUGAUAUUCCUUUCGUAAUGUAGACAGUUGUCUCAUAAGUUAAACUUCCUCCAUAACAAUAAAUAAUGAACUCGACUGAUUCAAGCGGCUAAGGAAAUCAUACAAGUUAAAUUGCCUCUGAGAAGUUAAGCAAUUCCUCAACUUACUUUAGAAAAUCUGAUGUAUUCCUGGAGCCGUUUGAAUCUGGAAUAUGCAUUGAUGAUAGCUUAACCAAAACUCAUCGGUUAAUUUUCAAUAAAUUCCCUAGUAGACCUUAUCAUGUAUUGGUCAUAACCAAGGAAAAAGAAAAAUAAGGAGAUGUUAUAAAUAUUAGAGACUUUGAAGCCUCUCUUAUUCCUAUGAAAGCGCUUGAAGGAAUAGUGUUUUAUAACUCAGGUAUAAAAGCAGGUGCAUCAUAAUCUCAUAAGCAUCUCUAGGUCUUACCAAUAAAAUCUCUGCCUAACAAAAAGAUACCGAUUCAUCAAAGAGUGCUUGAGGAGAUCAAAAGACAUAAAAGUAAUGCUAAAAGAUAGGAUAAAAAUGAUGAUAGCUAGCUAUUCCAGUCUUUUGACGAAAAUCUUUUUAUUCUCUCAGAGUAUUAGCAAAUGAGACAUACAUUUUGCUGGCUCGAAACCUCGUAUUUUUAAAAUAUUAUAAGCGAUAAAGAUCUGAAAAAGUCUGCGCAGUAUUAUAGAGAUGCUUAUUAAGCUUGCUUGAAAAAAAUCGGGAAUGCAGACGGCUAAUUACCUUAUAAUUUUGUUGUUACCCCAGAAUGGAUGUUUAUGGUUAUUAGGCAAAAACCUCAUCAUGAAAAUAUACCCUGUAAUUCACUUGGCUAUUUAGGACUCAUGUAUGCUAAAAAUGAAGAACAACGUGAUAAAAUAGUGGAAAUAAAGCCGAUAGAAAUGCUUAAAGAACUUGCUGCUCCUAUGGACUUUAAAUAGUGA
Messenger RNA from Stylonychia lemnae, 2883 nucleotides. NCBI's taxonomy places the organism in Eukaryota, Ciliophora, Spirotrichea, Sporadotrichida, Oxytrichidae. The record is from the annotation of a GenBank genome assembly.